AUGAGCAGCUCAAACACUCAGACAAAGAUAUUCAACAUAUCAGGAAUUAAUACCACUCUCACAGUUACCUUUGCUACACCUUUCCACAAUUUGCGAAUGAAUACACUCAUUAUUGAAAUUUCUCAUUUUCGAUUGCACUAUCAUGGUGCAUACAGUUGUUGUUGUUGUGAUGAGCAAGUCAGUGAUCGAGGACCUAUCAUUCCAGAAGGAUUACCUGUUAAUGUUCUACAAAAACUAUCGACUAAAUCUUGCAAAUCUGUUGGAACAGCCAUCAAACAACAGAAACAACUCAAUCUCAAAUACAAGAAUAUUGGAAAGAAUAUGGGAAAGAAAGCAAAGUUUGUGGCUAUUCUAAUAAAAAUCCUUAACGAGGAGGAUGACACUGAAUUAGGAGAAUUUUACCUUACCUUGAGAAUUGUGAAAAAGUUGAAAUUUGAAGGAAAAGAACAACGAGGAUACACAUCAAGAGAUUUGUGUCAUGUUUCAGAUUUAUUCAAUGUGGAUUCCAAUAGAUUCAUUGCUCUUUGCCUUGUAGAAUUGGAAUUAAAUUAA
Naegleria gruberi is the source of this 552-nucleotide messenger RNA. RefSeq lists its product as uncharacterized. The coding region runs from base 1 to 552 and encodes 183 amino acids. The record is from RefSeq and is a predicted model, not a curated record. Lineage: Eukaryota; Heterolobosea; Eutetramitea; Acrasida; Naegleriidae. The transcript has a single exon.